GAACGCAACGCAACCAGCGGCAUGGAGCUUGUGGAGCUUCUGGAGGAGCUCGUGGAAGAGAUCCUUCUCCGCAUACCGCCGGACGAGCCGGCGUAUCUUAUCCGCGCCACCCUCGUGUGCAAGUCAUGGCUCCGCAUCCUCUCAGACCGCGACUUCCUUGGCAGGUACCGCGCGUUCCACCGAACGCCGCCCUUGCUCGGCUACUUCCACAACCUCUACUCCCGUCCUGGCCAGAUCCCUCGGUUUGUCCGGACGACAUCCGCGGCCUCCCUCUUCCCCGAGCAGGUGCUUGGUAGCAGCUGCUGGUGGGCCCUUGACUGCCGCCAUGGCCGCGUGCUGACCCGCACCUACGAGCCAGCUGACAGGCUAGUCGUUUUUGACCCCGUGACUGGUGAUCAGCACCACCUGAGCGUGCCUACUUAUCCGGAUAACCACCUCUACACUGGGGCAGUCCUCUGUGCCGCCAUGGAUGCUAGCUGCGACCACCUCAACUGCCAUGGUGGUCCGUUCAUCGUUGUCUUCGUGGGAGUUAGUAUUGACGACGACAUAAGAGCGAGCGUGUACUCAUCAGAGACCCAGACGUGGGGCGCGUCGACCUCUCUUCAUCCCAAUCGUCAUCACUCCAUUGUCGACAGCAGGCAAAGUCUUCUUGUUGGAGGAAUGCUCUACUUCACCCUCUCGCACGGCAAGAGCAUCCUCAGAUACGAGUUUGGUGCGCACCGCCUCUCCGUGAUUGACGUCGACACAUGCCUCUCCGUGAUUGACGUCGACACAUGCCUCUCCGUGAUCGACACACCGGGAGUACUGUUAGAUAACAUGGUCAUAGCAAAGGCAGACGACGGAGGGCUGGGCCUCAUUACCGUGUGGAAUAACCGCGUCUACUUCUGGAUGCAGCAGCAAGCUGGCACUAAUGACUCUGACGACUCUCCUCGCAGAUGGGUGCGACACAGGGUUACUGAGCAGAUCAAUACACUUCCUCCCCAACAUUAUCGAUCCUACUACCCAUGUUCACGUGAAGUAAUUGGCUUCGCGGAGGACAAUGAUAUCAUUUUCAUCAAUAGGGAUGAAAGAGUCUUCAUGCUAGACAUCAAGUCAAUGCAUGUAAGGAAGAUAGGUGAAAGACAGCCAUACCGUACCAUACUACCUUACGUGAGCUUUUACACUGCAGAUGCUUUGCCGCUACCGCUCCUCUCCUGUCAGAUGCUUGGCCACUGUUGGACUCUAUAUGGUUGGAUGCUUUGCCAUUGUCGUCAGUUUGGUCUCUUCUUUGACAAAUGCUUUUAUACCAUGAACAUGUUCGACCCCUCCUUAACGGAUGCUUUGCCGCUCGAGUUUGUCUAG
This is a messenger RNA of Sorghum bicolor (sorghum), 1341 nucleotides long. RefSeq lists its product as uncharacterized. NCBI's taxonomy places the organism in Eukaryota, Viridiplantae, Streptophyta, Magnoliopsida, Poales, Poaceae. The record is from RefSeq and is a predicted model, not a curated record. Gene Ontology annotation, molecular function: protein binding. The coding region runs from base 22 to 1341 and encodes 439 amino acids. The transcript is spliced from 2 exons.